GUGUUCAGAUUUUUUUAAACAGAGGAAUGCCAUUAUGUAUAAAGACAGCUUUCUAUAUUCGAGAUAAGAAGAAAUUCCUAUAGCGUUUAUCAAUACAUCGAAUCAGAAAUGACGCGCACUCUUGGAAGCGAUCCCACAUUAAUGGGCAUGGGAAGAGGCAAAGAUGAAAUAUAUGUGGCGACAAUGCCGCUGAGGGCAACCAAAGGACCUGCUCAGUUACUCAUGAGUGCUGCCUAUUCUCUCAACUUAUGGCAUCUUCGGCAUUUCAUGCUCAUCAUUAAACCUUCAACUACUUCUAUCUCUCCUCUCUCCAGCAACUCCCAGGCUUUAGUGUUUGAUUUUCAGCCUCAGGAUCCUGAAAACAUAUAUGUGGCUUUGGCUGCUUUGUCUGGUAGAGCUGUCCCAGGAAUUGUUCACGUACGGAAAAUUAGCAAGAUGCCUAGGAAAAAUUGUUGGUGCAUUGGUUCAUUCAAUUCAUCAAAUGCCGUUGAAGAAGCCUAUAAGUUCAACUGCAGUUGGCCUACUGAUUUACGCGUAGGUGAACAUGAUUGUCGUCACUACACCAAUGGGCUGGCUGAGAUGUUAACUGGAGAGACAAAUGUGCUGGAGCGCUUAGAGAAUCAUAAGGAAUAAGAAACGGCAUCGCCGAUCACCUGGCUCCAUAUGAAGGGGAAAUAAUGAAUUUCCCCCCUUUCUUCUAGUUUUAACACAAACUUAAGUAGUAGUCUUUCGAGAAAUUAUUGGUGCAUAUCUGGUAUGGGCCAACAGUGUCAAUAACGGGGUAUGUUAGUAAUUUUGCCAGAAAAAGACAAAACAAAGUUGACUUAAUGGCAAUUUAGACAACUUCGAUCAUGAAGGAUAGAAAUCAGAUCAACUAUUAUAUGAAUCAGAUCAACUAUAAUGUGAAUCAGAUCAACUCUAAUGUGAAUCAGAUCAUGAAUGUAUGUAAGUAAAAAACCCAAAAAAAAAAAAUUAAAAAAAACCCAAAAAAAAAGAAAAAGUUGUAUUUAUUUACAACUUUACCACGAUAUUGACAAACAGUGUCCAUAUCGGGUAUGCGCGAAUCACAGCUCAUAGUCUUUCUACUUCUAAGAAAAAGUCUAUUCACCCCACUGUUCCACGAUAAAUAAAUUGUAGAUUUAUACUUAUAGUCUUAUUCUAUAUUUAUGGCUCUUUCGUGUAUAUCUAUGUAAUAUUUGUUAAUGGCCACCCCUCCACCCACCCCUUUCAAAAACCCUCUCCUUCUUCAUUAGUUAGGGGAUACCCUGAAUGUUUUUCUCCAUGUUAAACCCUUUUUUUCCUUUUUAUUUUCAGUUUUUAGUUCUUUUUCUUAUUUUGUUGAAUAAAUCAAUAUCUCUUUAUAAUAUUCUUUUAA
Beta vulgaris subsp. vulgaris (sugar beet) is the source of this 1375-nucleotide messenger RNA. RefSeq lists its product as uncharacterized. The record is from RefSeq and is a predicted model, not a curated record. Lineage: Eukaryota; Viridiplantae; Streptophyta; Magnoliopsida; Caryophyllales; Amaranthaceae. The coding region runs from base 109 to 633 and encodes 174 amino acids. The transcript is spliced from 4 exons.